Messenger RNA from Dissoconium aciculare CBS 342.82, 935 nucleotides. RefSeq lists its product as uncharacterized. The coding region runs from base 132 to 755 and encodes 207 amino acids. Lineage: Eukaryota; Fungi; Ascomycota; Dothideomycetes; Mycosphaerellales; Dissoconiaceae. The transcript has a single exon. The record is from RefSeq and is a predicted model, not a curated record.
GUGAGCAUGACAGCCGUCGCAACAGCUUCGUCAUUCAUCAACAAUCACCCAAACUAUUCACGGGGCCGCAGUCAUUCUCAUAGCGACAUCGAAUUUCCGAUUACUACAUAUUAUAAACGUCGGAGAGCGAGAUGCUGGCUCGUUUGCCAGUGUCGUCGGCCGGCUCACGCCUGGUCCACUGCCACCGUCACAUUCGUCGCCCGAUUGUUCGCAUAGUCGCCUUCCAUGCCACUCGCACUUAUGCGACUCCUGGGAGACCUAAGUCGGUCGUCGGUGAGCCUUCGAAGCCUGUGAAGCGGGCAACUUCCCGCGCAACGGGCACUUCAACAACUUCCGCCAAGAGGACGACCACAAAGACCGCAAAGAGCACCAAGGCGGCAGCCAAGAAGCCCAGAGCGAAGAAGGCCGCCCCAAAGAAGGCCGCGACCAAGAAGAAGCCGAAGAGGGUAACAUUGACAGAAGAGCAGAAGGCCGCUCAGAAGGCCAAAUUGCUCAAGCGGAAGACAAGCGAGAAGAAGAAGGCGGACCUACUGGAGAUCAAGACUUUGAAGGAGCAGGCUCUCGCGCCGCCGGUUCCAGUCACUGGUAAUCGCAAUGCAUACAAUGUGUACGUGGCGGAGGCGAUGAAGGGCGCGAAGGGUAGCAAUGGGGAUGUGACGAGCGCGUUCGCCCAUGUCGCCAAGCAGUACAAGUCUUUGAGCGCUGCAGAGAAAGAGGUACGUAAGCGAAUAGAGGGACGGCUAGCUGUUCAGUGACGUUCUUUACUAACGCGGGAGAACAGACCUACCAGGAGCGCGCAGCCGAGCUCGAGGCGAUGCGCCUCGUCGCUAUCAAGAAAUGGAUUAAGAGUCACAGCGCCGCUGAAAUUGGCCUUGCGAACAAGGCUCGAGCUCGUCUUAACAGACUUUACCCCACUGGAAAAGGAUCGCGCGCGA